UUUAAUAAGAAAUGAGAAAGUACAUAAAUUUUAAAAGAAGAAGAAAAAAAGAAGAUACUUACUUAAAAUUAAAGUUUAAAUUUUUUGCGGCAAACACGUGAUACCUCCGCCAUUAGAAAUUACGUAUAUUAAUUGAGGACUGAUGUGAUGAAAAAAGUGUAUAAAUAAAUAAUAAGUAAAAAUGUUGAUACGUAACCUCGGUAAUAAAUUAAGUUGGUGUAAAUUUCGCGUUAGAUAUUAUUCUAAGGAUCUGUCAAAACGUGAUGAAAAAUGUCGAGUAUCAAAGAUACGAAAUAUUGGUAUCAUGGCUCAUAUCGAUGCAGGAAAAACAACAACUACGGAAAGAAUGCUUUAUUACUCCGGAAGCAUAAAAAAUAUGGGUGAAGUCCACGACGGUAACACGGUGACCGACUAUAUGGAGCAAGAGCGUCAACGAGGCAUAACGAUAGUAUCAGCAGCAGUGACUUUCAAUUGGAAAGAUCAUAGAUUCAAUUUAAUCGACACACCAGGGCACAUUGACUUCACAAUGGGCGUCGAGCAGACCUUAGGAGUAUUAGACGGAGCAGUGGUGAUUCUGGACGGUUCCGCAGGCGUAGAGGCUCAAACAAGGACAGUCUGGAAGCAGGCUGACAAAUACAGUAUUCCCCGUUUGGUCUAUGUCAACAAAAUGGACCGAGCUGACGCGAACUUCCACAUGUGUCUCGAGUCCUUGGAGUCCAAGUUUGAAGUAACUGCUUUACCAGUGCAGCUUCCGAUUAAAAAUGACAAUGGCUUUGUUGGGAUUCUAGACCUGCUGACCUUGGAGAAGAUAAUCUUCGACAAGACUUCCCAGGGUACAAAACUUCUUCGUCAAAAAUUGGCGGAAGCAGAAGAUAGUUUUCUGCUGGAGCGGGCUAGAGAGAAACGCCGAUUGUUAGUAGACAAGUUGUCGACAAUUGAUGAUGGGCUCGCUAAUUUUAUCAUUGAACAGGAUUCGCUGGAUGACAUACCAACCCAGGUGAUAGCUGACUCGUUAAGAAGCAGCACUAUCAAGCGCAAAGGCAUCCCAGUUCUUCUAGGGAGCUCUUAUAAAAAUAUCGGAGUCCAGCCUUUGAUGGACGCGAUCAUUUUUUACUUACCAUCUCCAGAUCUUCAUAAAAAAGCGAGCUUGUACCGCUGCUUUGAGGACAAUUUAUCAGCCAGGGCGUUUAAAAUCAUGCAUGACAAGCAGCGUGGGCCGAUAACUUUCUUCCGAGUCUACUCAGGAAGCUUGAAGAAGAACCAGAAGGUCUACAACGCAACCCGAGAAAAGUAUGAGCAAGGAAGCAGACUCUACGCAGCUUAUGCUGAUGAUUAUGAAGAAAUUGAUGAGGUGACUGAAGGAAACAUCGGAGGACUGGCUGGAUGCAAAUUUACCAUCACUGAAGACUUGCUGACCAGCAGCCCGACGGUGGUGAGCCGAGCAAAGAAUGUUGCUGCUAAAAUAAAGAAUCUUGAUGAAGAAGAAAAAAAAAAUUUUUUUUCAGCUGGUAAAAUUCCUGAUCCCGUGUUCUUCUGUUCGAUUGAGCCGCCUUCGUUGUCGGCUCAAGUUCCGCUCGAAAAUACGCUCAAGGAGUUGGAAAGGGAGGACCCGAGUCUUCGGGUCACUCUGAAUGAAGAGACCGGUCAGACUGUACUGGGUGGAAUGGGUGAGCUUCAUAUUGAUAUAAUUAAAGAGAGAAUUAAGACUGAGUACAAGAUUGACGUUGAUCUCGGUCCACUGCAAAUUGCUUAUAAGGAAACUAUCACUCAAGGCAUCAAGGACACGCUUGUCUCACAUCACAAAAUAGGAACUACUAAUCAUGAUGUUAAUGUGACUUUGUCGUUGAUUCCUAAUUAUGAAGGCAAGGAGCUGCUGUUGUUUGAUAAGACUAAGGAAAGCGCUUCUAAUAUUGCGGAUAUUCACCCCAAGGUGAUGGCUGCGGUUAAAAAAGGCGUCAAGAUGGCACUUAAUCAUGGACCUAAGUUAGGCUGUCCUUUGAUUGAUGUGGGUGUUAAGUUGCACUGGCUGGAGGUCGGGAGAGGGACUUCUGAUACUAUGAUUUCAUCAGCUAUUGCUCAGUGUAUACGGAAGAUGUUAGAACAGUCGGGGAUCAUUUUAUUGGAGCCGAUAAUGAAAUUGGAAGUUGUUAUGCCGGAGGAAUAUUCUUCUAGAGUGAUGGGGGAUCUAGGAAAACGAAGAGCGCAAAUACAAGAAGUUACUGUUCGUGGGCAAUAUAAAGUACUUAGAGCCUUGGUACCAUUAAGUGAAUUACUUGGAUACUCGACCACCCUAAGGAUAAUAACUUCAGGCAAUGGAAGUUUUUCAUCUGAAUUUGAGAGCUAUCAAAGUAUGGGGUCAGUUGAAGAGCAACAAGCUAUCAAACAAAUUACCGGAUUUUAAUU
Molecule: messenger RNA, 2403 nt
Organism: Cotesia glomerata
Lineage: Eukaryota; Metazoa; Arthropoda; Insecta; Hymenoptera; Braconidae
Gene: mRRF2
Product: ribosome-releasing factor 2, mitochondrial
Exons: 5
Coding region: 182-2401 (739 amino acids)
Biological process (GO): mitochondrial translation; ribosome disassembly
Cellular component (GO): mitochondrion
Molecular function (GO): GTP binding; translation elongation factor activity; GTPase activity
Source: RefSeq, a predicted model, not a curated record